Molecule: messenger RNA, 842 nt
Organism: Durio zibethinus
Lineage: Eukaryota; Viridiplantae; Streptophyta; Magnoliopsida; Malvales; Malvaceae
Product: heavy metal-associated isoprenylated plant protein 26-like
Molecular function (GO): metal ion binding
Source: RefSeq, a predicted model, not a curated record
CUUCAUGUUGGUUGCAGCAUACUUAUCUUUUAUGUACUGAGGAAAUCUUCUACUAUUACUUUCAGCAGCUUUUUUCCUUCUUUUGUUUUUGGUUCUUCAAUUAUCGAAAGAGAAAAAAAGACCCAAGGAAAGAACAGACGAGAGAAACAAAAAAUGGGAGCUCUGGAUUAUGUUUCUGAUCUGUUUGACUGUUCUCGUGGCAGUUCCAAGCUCAAGAAACGUAAGCAGUUGCAGACGGUGGAGAUCAAGGUGAAAAUGGACUGCGAAGGAUGCGAACGCAAAGUUAGAAAAUCAGUGGAAGGAAUGAAAGGUGUGACGCAAGUGGACGUCGAACGUAAGGCCAACAAGCUAACAGUCGUUGGAUAUGUCGACCCAGCAAAGGUCGUCGCACGCGUGGCACAUCGGACGGGCAAGAAGGUAGAGCUAUGGCCCUACGUGCCUUAUGACGUGGUGGCCCACCCUUAUGCUCCUGGGGUCUACGAUAAGAAGGCCCCAGCAGGGUACGUUCUUAACGCUGACGAUCCGCAGCUGUCGAAUCUCGCACGAGCUAGCUCCACUGAAGUUAGAUACACCACGGCUUUUAGCGACGAGAAUCCUGCUGGUUGUUCUAUUAUGUGAUUGAUUGACAUUAAAAACAUAGUCUAAUUUUUGUGUUGAAAAAUGAAAAUUUGUCUAGUUCAAGGAUUUGUUUGUAAAGUGUACAAUUGGAUAUUUGGUCAGUUGUAUCAAAAUGUUUCAUGAGUAUUUAAUGGAUAGCAUUUUGUGGUAAAAGUACUUGGACCGAGAGAUGGCUCUCAAAUUCGAGUUUUAUAAGUAUAAAACAACAAUGGGUUACAUCAAAC